AUGUCUCUUGGAAGAUCUCUGCCUGGUGUGAUAGGAGCUAUCGAUGGUUCUUACAUAUUUAUAAAGCAACCGAAUAUUCAGGAAAUUGCUAUUCAUUAUAAGUGUAGGAAAUUGCAAUAUGCUGUGGUUCUUCAGGCAACUUGUGAUGCAAAUUUAGUCUUCAUUGAUUGUUUUGUGGGUUACCCUGGCUCAGUAGGAGAUUAUCGAAUUUUCCGUAACUCAGAUCUUUAUAAAGAAGUUUCUAGAGAUUCCUCUAUCUUUUUUCCUAACGGUGAAUUUAUUGUGGGUGACAAAGCAUAUCCUGUUUUGACUUGGUGUAUUCCUCCAUUUCGAGAUAAUGGACGUCUCACACAAGAGCAGAAGGUGUUUAAUAAAGUGAUAUCACAAAAGCGACAAAGUACAGAAAGAGGUUUUGCUCUUUUAAAAGGAAGAUUCAGACGAUUGAAAUUUCUUGACAUGUCUCGUCUGGAUUUAAUACCAUCUUUUAUUAUGGCAGCCUGUGUCCUUCAUAAUAUUUGCUUGGAAGGCAUGGAUGAUAAUAUGGAAGAAUUUAUAGAAGAAGGAAGAGAACCAGAAUAUGAGGAAGAAAAUGAUAAUAGAGAAGAUCAAGAGUACAAUGAUGAAGGGCAAGAAUUUGCUGAUGGUGAAGUCAAACGGAAUUAUUUAUGUCUUCAAGUUGCUGGAAGACAAUAA
Messenger RNA from Trachymyrmex cornetzi, 693 nucleotides. RefSeq names its product putative nuclease HARBI1. The record is from RefSeq and is a predicted model, not a curated record. The transcript has 3 exons. Bases 1 to 693 code for a protein of 230 amino acids. Lineage: Eukaryota; Metazoa; Arthropoda; Insecta; Hymenoptera; Formicidae.